Molecule: messenger RNA, 3219 nt
Organism: Amphibalanus amphitrite
Lineage: Eukaryota; Metazoa; Arthropoda; Thecostraca; Balanomorpha; Balanidae
Product: zinc finger protein 184-like
Exons: 6
Coding region: 438-2729 (763 amino acids)
Biological process (GO): regulation of transcription by RNA polymerase II
Cellular component (GO): nucleus
Molecular function (GO): DNA-binding transcription activator activity, RNA polymerase II-specific; RNA polymerase II cis-regulatory region sequence-specific DNA binding
Source: RefSeq, a predicted model, not a curated record
UGGCACCCGUGUUGUGAUUCGUGUGCUGCAAGAGUGGGCAAUUCAAUUUAAUUUUAUUUAACAAUAAAAGCAACAUUCGUUUGGAAAUAAUGUAAUUUUUUAUAAACUUAGACCUUGAGUUCACAUUCUUUAGCCGCCGUAGCAAUGCAUAUUCCUCAGAGCUUUGGUCAGAAUGCAUGUCGCUGCAGCGUGUGUGGGUCUGGGGCUCAAGCUGUGAAUCUAAUACAAAUAAGUCAACUGCUCAAGGAGAGCGCACACUGGUACAAAUCGAAGGUAGAGUGGGCCUUGGAAGGCCCCAUCCGCCUGGAGAGUAUCUGCAACAGCUGUGAUCGUCUUGUGAAGACUGCAGACCAUCUCAAUUACCGGGGUUACAUGAGCAAGUAAAUGCGUAUCAGGAACGGAUUUUCCUAUUCGCUCACCAUUGUAGUCCGUUUGUAAUGCGUAUUAACUCUGCUCAUGUAACCCCGAGCAAUAAUGAACUGGUUUCCACUUUGGCCACCCUGCAGCAGAAGCACAGCUCUCUGCAGCAGGCAGCAAAAGAUAGCGACUCCAAAGAAGUGACAGGAACUGUGAUCAGUCAAAAGCAGACUGUGGACAUUGUGCAACAGGAGCAGGCAUCCGUCCGGCGUGUUGGAGCAGAUGACGUCCUCAUCACCAUCUGGGCCGACCACCGCCUCUCCUCCCGGUCCGAGCCCCAGGCGGAACAGAACUCCGCAGUGGUGGCGGAAUCUGUCUCAACGGUAAAGCGCGCUGAUAAUGAAUCUCAGACGCUGGGAAAGGAGGCUGAGGAAGAUGGAACCGCCAUUGAGGGACGUUCGACUACGAAACGGACACGAAAGACGACGGCGCGCCUCUCUUGUGAUGUGUGUCAUCGGUCAUUUGGCACCGAGUCAACAUUGGCCCGACACAAGAGGCGAGCGCACAGGAACAACGGAGAUGAUCACGACAGCCUCGCGAAAGACAGUGCUCGCAAUACAGGCUCUUCACUACAGCAGAAGGGUAAUUCAGCUGCUGCCAAGCGAGGGGACAAGGAUGUGGGAACAGUUAUUAGUAGGAGGAAGAAGAGUGCACCUCGCAAGUGUUCGACAGAGGAUGAUUAUGAUGAACAUCGGACCCUGACCGCUUGCGAUAACGUCAGGUCCCCUCUAGCUUCAUCUUCUCAUGCGGUGAGAAGUCGUCUGCAGCCGCGUGAUUUGGGACUCGUGGCACGCAAUCCUUCCGUUGCAACGUCAAGUGUGGUUGCUUCUGAUGCUGCUGGAAGUGGUUAUGAUGAGUCACGCUCCAAGGCAAACGAAAACUCGACAAGAACGGCGAUGAAGGCCGGGAAUACUGAAGUCGGGUUCACGGAUUCAGGGCCAGAACAGGAUCCAGUCAGCAAGGAUCAAUCAUGGUUUCAGCCGGAUUCUCCUGGUUCUCGCGACCUACGGACUCUUACACCGCACCAUGAAAUGUCCGAAAUGUCGCAGUUCCCUACACCUUUGCUUACGGAAUCGACAGACACAGCCGAUGAACCCGUGUUAAGUCGGCUCCACCCGGAAACUGCAUCGGAACUCCUUGGCGACAAGGACAGUUCCUUGGAGCAUACCAUUUUCCCUUCUCUCGCCACGUCGACCACUGCUUUUGGCGCUGAGGCAGCGGAGUCAUCUGCCACUUCAGGCGUGAAUGAGCCCAUUGACAUGGGAACAGACAGCCAGGAGCUUACCAUUGCUUUUGAUACUGGCGUGGAGCCACCGCCCUCUGGGACAGAUACUCAGCAGUCCCAGCAGAAAUCCUGUCCCACUUCUGACACCAAAAUAAAGCGAAAGGCCGACUCUGGAGCGACCAUCAGUUUUCGUCAUAGCGUCACAGGAGGUGAACCGCCGAAACUGCGAAGGAGAAUGGCCAAAGACACAGAGACCGAGUCUGAGAAUAGCGAGAAGAAGGUGUCGUCGCCCUCUAAACGGAAAAAGAAGUCAACUAGCCGUCGCCGGUCGCGACAGACGCUGUACGAGAGGCACGGAGAAAAGUGGCGGUGCCUGGAGUGCUCCGCUGUCUUCAACACCAGAACCGGCGCGCACGGUCACGCGCUGACCCACACGGAGCCGGACGGCGGCCGCUGUCCGCGCUGCAGCAAGACCUACGCCAACGCGUAUGCGCUGCGCCGCCACCGGGCCGGCUGCCUCUCCGGCCGGCCGCCCUCGUGUCCCGUCUGCGGGAAGGUUGUGGCCGACCCGGCCUACCUGGCGCACCACGUGCUGCUCCACUCGUCAGGCGCGCCCAAGAAGCACCAGUGCGACCGCUGCGGCCUGGCGUUUGCGGCGCCGGCGCGACUGCGGGACCACAUAGCGGUGCAGCACAGCAACGCUGAGACGUCGCACAAAUGUGAUAUCUGUCAGCGGGAGUUUAAACUGCAGCAUCACCUGCGGCGGCACUAUCGCUCGGUCCACACCACUGAGCCGGCGGUGACGUGCGACGUCUGUGGGAAGGGGUUCAAGCGCGCCGACCACCUGCAUGCGCACAUGACCGUCCACACGGGGGCACGGCCGUUCGUCUGCGUGCAGUGUGGACGGGGCUUUACGCGCGCGGACACCCUGGCGGACCACUCCAGGCUGCACACGGGCGAGAAGCCGUUCAAAUGUGCCGAGUGUGGACAGGCGUUUAGGGAGCACCGCGGAUACAAACGCCACCUGAAGACCAAACAUAAACCGGCGGAAGGGGAUGAGGUGGGACCGCUGACGAUGAGCUUGUAGUGGCGCGGAGAUUCGUAAGGCCGUCCAGUGUCGUAUGAGAGGUACUGUGGCAAUAUUUAUUGUGUACCUAUCGAUGUAAACGGUGGAGCUCGAUCGCUGCUUGUGAGAGCAGUGUAAAUGUAUGUCGAUAUGUCUUUCUAUCACCAUUGAAGUUGAUAUGUCAUGCUUUGUAUGAUUACUGUACUGUCAUCUUUUCAGAAUGAUGCGAGCAUUUAGAAUAACAAAUCUGGUACCGAUACAGACUAAUCAUAAUCGUUUCGUCAGGUUUACAUAUCUCUUCUAAGUUCUAAGCUGUAUGAUUACAGAGCAUUUGACUGAUCUCGACGAUUCCAGAGCGCUGUGCUUGUGAAUGGCGAGCUUGUGAAGAAAACAUUCAAAUAUUCUUUUUAGAUGUGCGUUAUUGUGGUAUGCUGUCAUAUUGCAGUGUUCUGCGUGCUUUCAAAAUAACCACAAAACCAAUAAAUGUCUGAAGGUCGAUAGCAGACCAUUA